ACCAUAACAACAAAAACAACAAUCAACAAUGUUUAAAAUAGUGCUUCUUUUAACCAUCUUUACCAUCGCAUCAUCAGAAAAAUUAGAUGGCUACAACUAUAACAGACCAACAAUAGCAUUUCUUUUACCACGCCAACAACUAGUUUUACCACGACAACAACAACUUCCUGAAAUUUAUGGCCCCCCACAAAGUUUUUCUUCCCCUCAAAGCGAGUAUGGACCACCACUUCCAACUGAAUUAACUCCACCGGAAGUUGAUUUGGAACCAAGAGAAGAAAGUGAAGAUGUUUUAACAACCACUGAGAUGCCAACGACAACCGAGGAGGUUCCAAAAGAAGCGGAAGAAAUUAAAGAAAGUAAAGACGUCGAAGAAAUUGAAGGUGACGUUGAAAAUAAAGAAGUUGAAGAUGCGAAAAACGAGGAAGGUGUUUAUUACAUUUAUCACCCAUCUGGGUUGUUACAAAGAAUCAUUUACACGACUAAUAACGAUGUGAGAAAUAUGGCUUAUACCGCUCAAUUUAGAUAUAAAGAUGUCGAACCGAUUAGAGAUCCAGUUUAUACUUAUGAUCCAGAAACUUUAGUUUUGAGACAAAUUGUGGCUUAGUUUUAUUUUUAUUUAUUUUAUUGUAACCUUGGUGGAUGUAUUUAAUUAAAAAGAGCACUUAUUA
Molecule: messenger RNA, 668 nt
Organism: Onthophagus taurus
Lineage: Eukaryota; Metazoa; Arthropoda; Insecta; Coleoptera; Scarabaeidae
Source: RefSeq, a predicted model, not a curated record